Messenger RNA from Symbiodinium necroappetens, 865 nucleotides. NCBI's taxonomy places the organism in Eukaryota, Dinophyceae, Suessiales, Symbiodiniaceae. The record is from the annotation of a GenBank genome assembly.
GCUGCACAUUGCGGCGGAUCACAUGUUUGAGGAGAAGGACGUCGUGGAGUCCGUUCAGGUUAAGGAGCCGCCUGAGGAUGUUUCCAAGGUGUUACGUGCGGCAAACUACAACCUUGCAUCCAUCCCCAUGUUGACCACGAAGCACUCGGCUGAGCUAGGUCAAGGGCCCACUUGCGUGUUAAUUAUCAAUGCGCUGGUGUGCGCUGGAAUGGAGCUGGUGCUUGUUCAAGAAAGACGCGACCCUUUGGUCACUCGGCUGAUCGGGCGUGGCUUACGGCUUUUCGUGCUUUGGCGGACCUUACUGACGACGCUUAUCUGGACGCCAAAUACCUUCUUCAAGGUCUUCGUUCUCAUGCUGCCGUCAGUUGAUUCCAUGCAGGUGGUUCAGGUCAAGGAACGGCUCACACGACGGGUUCGCGAACAGCUCAAGGAGGUUGUGGCCUUUUACCAGAGCGUCCGCUUGCACGAAGCGUUGCUCUGCAAGCUUGGGGAGUUCGCGACCCCCAAAAGGGCGGAGGCAGACACGGUGGCAAAGCAGCUCGUGAAAGUCGGAGCCAGCACCGGUGACGAACGGGAACAAGCCGCCAGAAGGCGCACGGAGAUGAAGCCGCUCAUGCGGCACUGCUUUGAGAGUCACGCUCACACGUCCACUUCUUACCGUCUGAUGGGCCUCUUCCGGCGGGGGAAUCCACAGCCGCGCUCCGGUGCAAAUCUUAUCGCCCGAGCAGCCAUGAUGCACGGCAGCGUCAUGGCUGUCCACAGUUUGUUGCCUGCGCUGGUAGCCGCUGUGGACGCAAGCUUGACCGAGAUCGCCAUCCGUGCAGGGCGAGCCGGCAAAUUCACAUUGAGAAUUCGUUUCACUUAG